GCCCAAGGUCUUAGUCUGCAUAAGCAAAUUUCUAAGACUUCUGCCUAGAAAAUUGAAAGACUAUCAUGUGUCUGGAGGCUCCCUUGCCAAGAUGCCAGGACAGAUUCCAUAUGUCACUGCUUACAAAGGUGGAAUUGAAGAGCAGGAUACAGCCCAGCUGCGGUGUUGGACACAACAAGAGGAUUAAUUGGAAUUCUUCAAAAUGUCAGGGAAUACAAGAAGACAUGUCUCGCGUUGCAACAAGAGGACAAGAUAGCAUCAUGGAAAGUGUCAUCCCCACAGCCCCUGAGCACCCUGCAGAUGAGAAGACUCCUGAUCAAAGGCCUGAUGCACCUCCUGACUACAAUUCCCAUUUUGUACCAGGACCCCCCGGACCAGCUGUCCCUCCGCCUGCAGGCUAUGCAGGAGGCUCGCCUGUGGGAUACAACAGCCUGCAGCAGCCCAGUACCUUCUUCCUGUACCGGCCAGCUGUUGGGGCCCAUCCUAUCCAGUUCCAGCCUGGCAAAUACCAUAUGCCCAGUCAGCCUGUCCCAGUAACUUGGAUGCCAGGGCCUCCUCCUACACCCAACUGCCCUCCUGGUCUGGAAUACUUAACCCAGCUGGACACCAUACACGUCCUUCAGCAUUUUGAGCCUCUGGAAAUGAUCACAUCUUUUGAAACUAAUAAUGGAUAUGAAGUUAAAAACAACCUGGACCAGAUGGUUUAUGUGGUAAAUGAAGACACAGACGACUUUACCAGAAAUGCUUAUCGGACACUAAGGCCCUUCGUCCUCCGAGUCACUGACUGUACGGGCCGGGAAGUCAUGACCAUGCAGAGGCCUUUCAGAUGCACCUGCUGUUGCUUCUGUUGUCCCUCCACCCGGCAAGAGCUCGCGGUGCAGUGUCCUCCUGGUGUCCCCAUUGGCUUUGUUGCAGAACACUGGAACCUGUGCAGGGCGGUGUACAGCAUCCAGAAUGAGAAGAAAGAAAAUGUGAUGCGAGUACGUGGGCCAUGUUCAACCUAUGGCUGUGGUUCAGAUUCUGUCUUCGAGGUCACAUCCCUGGAUGGCGUAUCCAACAUUGGCAGUAUUAUUAGGAAGUGGAACGGUCUGUUAUCAGCAAUGGGCGAUGCUGACCAGUUUGAAAUUCACUUCCCAUUAGACAUGGAUGUGAAGAUGAAAGCCAUGAUUUUUGGAGCCUGCUUCCUCAUUGACUUCAUGUAUUUUGAAAGAUCACCACGACGUUCAUCAAGAUAGAUGGACACAGCAGAUCAGCAAUUAUGGUUAACUAAAAAAAAUUUAGAAAAGUUGGAGAGGGCUUACAAUCCCCAAAAUUAUUUACAAAUAUGUGUAUCUGUUUUGCAGACUAUUUUUACUGGGUAUUCACUCUGACAGGUAGGCUAAGAGUGUUAGGACAAGAACACAAUCUAAACAUGUGCUUCAAUUGAUUAUCUGUCUGUCUACUUGGUGGACUAGGAGGUCACCUUGAAAAAGCUAUGAGUCAUUAACCAAGUAAAUAUAAUACAAUGAGCUUGAAAACACUUUACAAUGAGAUAAGGGAAAAUGAAUCCCAGGGCUCUCGUGUUAAUAAGCCAUGAAAUGGUGAGCUUUUUAGAGCAGUCUUUGAGAUAGACUUUAAUCUAUCUUUGAGAUAGAUAGCUUCUCUCCCCAGCCCUCUCCUACCUCUCCUCUCCAUCAGCUUGUCUUGUUACCGAAGACAUAUUUGAUUCCAGGUGAAAACAAUGAUACUCUUGAUCUUUAAAAACAAAAAGGAAGGCAGGCAGAAAUACUAUGUGUUAUUGUUAUUGUACACGUGCAUAUGUAUCAAAACAUUGUUUCGCGAGUUUAGAAGUUUCAAUGGGUAUUUCAAUUUUAUUACCAAAUAAAAGAUGUUUUUUUUAUCAUAAGGUUUGUAUUUUCCACACCUAUUCCCUCAUUCACUAGUGUGGUCUAUCAGGACCUGCCUGGACAUGGAGUCACAGUCAGACCGUCAGACAAGGGCCCUAGCCAGUCUAGAUCUCUGAGCAACUCAGAGACAUCAGUGCCCUUACAAGGAGCUUUCAUUUAAUUCAUUUAAUCUCUCUUGGUCACAGACUCCUUAUAUAUAAAAUAUGUCUGGCCCAAUCUCUAAGAUUGCCUUUUGAACCUUUGUAUCUCAUUGGAUGUGACACAGAGGAGAUAAUUUUUCGCUUUUUUUCACGAUCACUGAUAAUUACCACAUUUUUUCUAAUUGCAAAAGUUGAAGUUGUGUUUCUAAAUUUUGAAUGUGACAUUGUGUAGCACUUUGUAAAAGCAAAACUACAAAUUUUGACAUUGUUUAAUAUUUUUAGCUGCUUUUUUAUUUAAAUGAUAGAUACAAAGUACAAAGAAAAUAAUAAAACUUCUCUGUGAGCUAUAGCUUAACAGUAAAAUUAUGUAGUAAACUAUGUUUAUAGUUAAAGUAUAAAUGUACUUGUUGGUAUUAGUUAAGAGCACAGUGUUUUGGUGAAUAGACACUGAUGAAUCAACCUGUGUCUUUUAUACUCUACCUUCCUAUCUGGACAUGGACUGUGUUUUUUCAUCAUAGCCAGUAUGUAGAAUGAAAUGUAUUCUUCUUGAUAAAUAAAGCAAGACUGAGUGUU
Suricata suricatta (meerkat) is the source of this 2599-nucleotide messenger RNA. RefSeq names its product phospholipid scramblase 4 (gene PLSCR4). The coding region runs from base 66 to 1235 and encodes 389 amino acids. NCBI's taxonomy places the organism in Eukaryota, Metazoa, Chordata, Mammalia, Carnivora, Herpestidae. The record is from RefSeq and is a predicted model, not a curated record. Gene Ontology annotation, cellular component: plasma membrane. Gene Ontology annotation, biological process: plasma membrane phospholipid scrambling. Gene Ontology annotation, molecular function: phospholipid scramblase activity. The transcript is spliced from 11 exons.